Messenger RNA from Urocitellus parryii (Arctic ground squirrel), 2175 nucleotides. RefSeq names its product solute carrier organic anion transporter family member 4C1 (gene Slco4c1). Gene Ontology annotation, molecular function: protein binding. The record is from RefSeq and is a predicted model, not a curated record. Gene Ontology annotation, biological process: sodium-independent organic anion transport; transmembrane transport. Gene Ontology annotation, cellular component: basolateral plasma membrane. Lineage: Eukaryota; Metazoa; Chordata; Mammalia; Rodentia; Sciuridae.
AUGAAGGGAACCAAAGGCAUUGAGAACCCGGCUUUCGUUCCCUCCAGCCCAGACACCCCGCACCGCUUGUCUGCGUCGCCCUCCCAGGUGGAAGUCUCUGCUUUAUCCUCCGACACCCAGAGGGAGGGUUCUCAGCCACAGGAAUCUCCGGAGUCCCACAAGUCAUGGGAACCUCCUCUGCCUUCAUCAACUGCCCCGGCUUCCGAAGAGCGCCCCGGACCACAGUCGGAGUUUGAGGAGGGGCCUUGCGGAUGGAGCAACUUGCAUCCCCAGUGUCUCCAGCGCUGCAACACGCCACAAGGGUUUCUGAUUCACUACUGCCUGUUGGCCCUCACUCAAGGUGUUGUUGUAAAUGGCCUAGUAAAUAUCAGCAUAUCCACUAUUGAGAAGCGCUAUGAGAUGAAGAGUUCCCUGACUGGCCUGAUAUCAUCAAGCUACGAUAUUGCCUUCUGUUUAUUGUCAUUAUUUGUAUCAUUCUUUGGUGAAAGAGGACACAAGCCCAGAUGGCUUGCAUUUGCAUCCUUUAUGAUAGGACUGGGGGCACUUGUAUUUUCCUUGCCACAGUUUUUUAGUGGUCGAUAUCAACUGGGGUCCAUUUAUGAAGACACUUGCUCAACAACAAGGAAUAGCACCAGUUGUACCUCAUCCAACUCUUCGCUUUCUAACUACUUGUAUGUCUUCAUCUUGGGGCAACUGUUGCUGGGGACUGGAGGAACCCCUCUCUACACCCUGGGAACAGCCUUUAUUGAUGAUUCUGUGCCCACUCACAAGUCUUCUCUCUACAUAGGAAUCGGCUAUUCUAUGUCAAUCUUAGGCCCAGCCAUUGGCUAUGUUUUGGGAGGACAACUGUUAACCAUGUACAUUGAUGUUGCUAUUGGAGAAAGCUCUGGUAUCACUGAGGAUGAUCCACGAUGGUUGGGGGCUUGGUGGAUUGGAUUUCUCAUAUCUUGCUUCAUUGCUUGGUCUUUGAUAGUACCAUUCUCUUGCUUCCCCAAACAUUUACCAGGUACAGCAAAAAUUCAAGCUGGAAAAAUUUCCCAGACUCAUCAGAAUAAGAGUAGUUCCUUGCAACACACAGAUGAGAAUUUUGGAAAAAGUUUUAAAGAUUUCCCAGCUGCUCUGAAGAAUUUGAUGAGGAAUACUGUCUUUAUGUGUUUAGUUUUAUCAACUUCUUCAGAAGCCUUAGUUACUACUGGAUUUGCAACAUUUUUACCUAAAUUUAUAGAAAAUCAAUUUGGACUGUCAUCCAGCUUUGCAGCUACCCUUGGAGGAGCUGUUUUGAUUCCUGGAGCUGCUCUUGGUCAGAUUUUAGGAGGUGUUCUUGUUUCAAAGUUCAAAAUGACAUGUAAAAAUACAAUGAAAUUUGCAUUGUUCACAUCUGGAGUUGCACUUGUGCUGAGUCUUAUAUUUAUUUAUGCCAAAUGUGAAAAUGAGCCAUUUGCUGGUGUGUCUGAAUCAUAUAAUGGAACAGGAGAACUGGGAAAAUUGACAGCCCCUUGUAAUAGCAAUUGUAGCUGUUCACGAUCCUAUUAUUAUCCACUCUGUGGAGUAGAUGGAGUCCAGUAUUUUUCUCCAUGCUUUGCAGGUUGUUCAAAUUCUGUUUCAGAUAAGAAAACAAAGGUAUAUUACAACUGUUCCUGUAUUGAAAGGAAAGCAGAAAUAACACCUAUGGCAGAUAAUUUUGGUUUUGAAGCUAAAGCAGGAAAAUGUGAAAGUCACUGUGCAAACUUGCCCAUAUUUCUUGGCAUUUUCUUUGUUGCAAUUAUUUUUACCUUUAUGGCUGGUACUCCAAUAACUGUGUCCAUAUUAAGGUGUGUUAAUCAAAAUCAACGAUCUCUAGCAUUAGGAAUACAGUUCAUGUUACUUCGGUUAUUAGGCACAAUACCUGGACCAAUUAUAUUUGGUGUCACGAUCGACAGCACAUGUAUUCUCUGGGAUAUUAAUCAAUGUGGAAUUAAAGGUGCUUGCUGGAUUUAUGAUAACAUAAAGAUGGCUCAUAUGCUAGUAGGUAUAGCUGUUACCUGUAAAGUUAUCACCAUUUUCUUCAAUGGAUUUGCAAUCUUUUUGUAUAAACCACCACCACUGAACACAGAUGUGUCAUUUCAAAAUCAGAAUGCAGUUGUGACAACGGUUGUAGUAGAAAGGGAUCUCAACAAAGCAGGAAAUGAAGGGUGA